UGCGCGAUCUCGUGCGAGACGCCCGGGCUCAUCCUGAUCAAUGAGGCCAUUGGAUGACUGUUUUCCAAAGCACUCAUGAAUAUUUUAUCAAGACUGUUUUGACCGAUGACAAUCAGAUGUGUAGGAAGCGAAAGGGGAAUAAAAAAUUUGCCCAGAAAAUUGACAAUUGAUCGAUUCUUAAUUAAAAUUUAAUGAUUCGAUGAAUCGAUCAAUGUCGUUGAAGUAUUUGCGGUGGAGAAUGAGGAAAUUUAAUGAGAAAUUUCUACGUAAGAGAAUGAUGAAGUUACUGAAAAAAUUAAAACUCUAAAUUUCAAAGUGUCUGAGUGCGGUUCAACUCGAUGUUAUUUAUGGGACAGUGGCUUAUGAAACACUAGAUUGUUCUUUAUCACCGUAAAUACGAUAAUCGCCGAGGCCAUCGAACGAGUGCCUUCAGCUAUGCAGCCAGUUCAAUUUAAUGGUUCAUGAGUUGAUGAAAAAAUCCAGAAAAUUUCGUAUCGAUGGGGGAUGAACGUGGGUGACAUUGAAUGCGUUAAUAUUUCCGGAAUUUCUAGUCUAGUCUCGAAGUUGAUUCAUCGAAUUCUAUGAAUUGAUAAUCGGCAAUUGCAGUGUUGACCUCUAAUUUUGUUAUGAUUUAUUUGUGAACAAUUGGUUGGUGGUGAAAAUGUAUAAAUGCUGGUGGGAAAUUUAUCGAUAAUUCCGGGUGAUUUCUCAUUUAAUUUUCGUGCAGUAAUUCAACGAAACAACGAUAUUGCGAUUAAUCAGUUCUUGAUUAUAAUCGAAGGGGGAGCCAUCCCCGGGAAUUUGAAAUUCUGAAUUAUCAGGGCUCAUCAAUUACAUCGGGAGUCUUGCUAUCGAUCUUCUGACAGUGAUUAAGAAAAUUUUCCGUAAUGGAGAGGGUGGCUUGGGCGCAAAUAUGAGGGGUGAUAAAUAAGGAUACAAUGGAAAAGUGCGCGUACAACAUCGAGUGAGAGUUGAUUAAGGGGAGAAGUUUUUUUUUUGUGUCAGCUGAGGUCCGGAAAUUGAUCUGAAAGGUCCAUCAUGGAAACCUCGCCGACAUUGAGUAUCGGUGGAUCAAGGGCGAGAGCAGCGUUGCUGGCGACAACCACCACAACAGGAACAACUGACAGACGAGUUGUUUUUCUCGCGAGUUCACCAGGUGCUAGCAGUAACCACGAGACAAGAACAUGGCCUCAUAAUUGGUCCCCGAGUGCGACUGGACAUCAUUACAAAUCGCCGGAGGCAUCUCCUCAUACUGAAUAUAAAUUGAGAAUGCCCAGAGGACAAACAAAUUGGUCGGAUGAGGUGGGCAAUGCAAACAGUAUAUCGAGGCAGAGUAGAUCACCCAGACAAGCAUCACCCAGUUCAAGAACAUGCACACCUCAGCACGAUGACUCCCACCAUCCGCCUUCGUGCAAUGGCUUCAGAUUCGGUGUCUACGGCUGGAGGAAGAGAUGUUUGUACACUCUAGUGCUUGGGCUCAUGAUUAUGGUUGUACUCAAUCUUGCAUUAACUCUGUGGCUUCUCAAAGUCAUGGAGUUCAGUUCUGAGGGUAUUGGCUCGCUGAAGGUUGUACCCGGUGGUGUUGAACUGAGGGGUCAAGCUGCUAUUUUAGAUGCCCUCAUUGCAUCAAGUGUGAGGUCAAGAAGAGGUAGAAAUUUAGUGCUUGAAUCAUGGGGAAACUUUACUGCUUCAGCGAGAUCCCACGAUGGACGUUUAUUAGCUAGAUUUACGCUCGGUGAAGACCGAGUUGACUGCAUAUCGAAGGGCUUUCGGAUAACAGAUCCCCGAGGCGGAGUGCUUUUUUCAGCAGACCGGGAGCAGGUUGUCGUGGGAGCGUCGAUGCUGAAGGUAACGGGCGUCGGGGGUGCAGUCUUCCGUGGAAGCGUGCAGACUCCUCUGGUACGAGCCGAGUCGGGGCAUGGCCUCAGAUUGGAAUCAGCGACACGAGCGUUGGAAAUAAAAGCACCAGAGCGUGUGGUAAUAGAGUCUCGAGCCGGUGAUAUAACAGCAUCAAGUCUGUCACACCUGACACUCCAAAGUAUCGAGGGUGCAAUCAAAUUCGACGCCAAUUCAGUCUUCCUCAAGGGUCUCAAAGUUGCUGGUACAAUUCAGAGGCACAAUACGAAAGAACAACAACGACCAAGAAACAGUAGAUCAUCGAGUGAUCAGAGAGACUCGAGUAUUUAUCAGCUCUGCACAUGCGCCAAUGGAAAAUUGUUCCUAGCAAGACCAGAAGGCAUUUGCCAAGCAGACAAGAAUGUCUGCUAAUGUCGACUGAGGGCGAUUCCAAAAUGGAAAAGGAAUCGCGCCGUUAAUAUUCCUUUACCAUAUUUCCAGAUGGUGUGUUCAAUCAAUUCUGUAGGUGAAAUAAUGACUUUUUACCUGUUGUAAUCAUUUAUAUUAACGAAGAAUUCUCGUGCAUUGGGGAUUCAACGAUUCGGCUUGUGUUAUAUUUUUUGAUGAUUGAGUCGAUAUAAGGCAUUGAGUGUUGUCAUGCAAAUAGUUUAUGAAAAUUAUGGAAUAAUGUAGAAUUUUAUGCGAGUAUUGGAGUUCGAAUGAACAACGGUGCCGAGAUUACCCCGCGAUGUAUAUCUUGUAUAUCAAUAAAAAACCAUGCGAUUAUCGUUAAUUUUUUACAUUAUUUUAUUGCUAUCCCAAUGACUUUUGACCCCUGAAUAAUUAUUACGCGCUGAUGAUUUCGUCGAUUUAAUUAAAACCGAAAUGAAUAUCUUGUUUUAAGCUUCAAAUUGAUAUUAAAGAUGAAAUUAAUAUUUUUUUGUAAGCUAAUAUUUUAUGAAGUUAAAUGAACUGUUAUGUUUAAUUAUACUAGAACAGUAUUGGGAUUUGAAUGGACAACGAUACUAAGAUUACCGCGAUGUAUAUCUUGUAUAUCAAUAAAAUAAUGCAACUUUCUUUCAAUUUUUGAAUUAUUUAUAGUACAAUUUCCAAAACCCAGAACCCACACGCUAUUGAUAUUUUAUAUUCUCAACAAAUAUAUCCGAAAAAAAAGAGGAAAUUGCCUACUCGUUCACGACUAUUGAAUUUUUCUAAAAUUAUUUGAAAAAUUGAUCAUAAUUUGUCAACGUCUGUCUCUUCUUUCCUAACUGACUCCAUUUUUA
Messenger RNA from Diachasmimorpha longicaudata, 3119 nucleotides. It is a transcript of the gene Scgdelta, whose product is annotated as zeta-sarcoglycan. The coding region runs from base 1039 to 2268 and encodes 409 amino acids. The transcript is spliced from 7 exons. Gene Ontology annotation, biological process: heart contraction. Gene Ontology annotation, cellular component: membrane; sarcoglycan complex. The record is from RefSeq and is a predicted model, not a curated record. NCBI's taxonomy places the organism in Eukaryota, Metazoa, Arthropoda, Insecta, Hymenoptera, Braconidae.